This is a messenger RNA of Phytomonas sp. EM1, 4929 nucleotides long. The record is from the annotation of a GenBank genome assembly. NCBI's taxonomy places the organism in Eukaryota, Euglenozoa, Kinetoplastea, Trypanosomatida, Trypanosomatidae.
AUGUUUAACAGACACGAAAGUGUUCAUAUAAAUGGUUCCCAGACAGUAGAGUCAGAAUCACGAAUCACUCGCAACUUUAGCACUGUCAACGAAGAGUAUGCCACAAAAGCGGCGGAUUCAUUUACACCUGUCUUCGCUGCUGCAGAUGAUAAACUAGUUGCUUCGAGUGCCCAACGUCAAGACAUCUUGAAAGAUCUAUCGUCAAUGCAGAUGGAUGGUUGCCGUACGCGUCACUUGCACGAAGCCAGUACCGGAAGUCACUCUACAAUAUCUCAGAUCUCGAUUGGUGCGCAUGCACUGCCUAUAACUCACGUUCAACACAUUCCGCGAGCACCGCGUACGACUCAACCCACCACCUCAGGGGACAUACCUCUAGCUAUUUUGGAGCGCAUGGCCUACGACACAGCAGCUUCGACACUGAGCCUUCGUGGUGUCUCUUCCUUUUCGGUUACACCUCUUUACCUGGGUUUGAAUUCAGAUAGGGGAAUAUUAGAGCGAAUCGUACAGGAGAAUGAGGUUCGAAUGUCCUUUUCUCCGGACCGAUCUAACCGUAUGGCCGCGGCUAGUCUGUCAGAAUCACCAGGGAUUGAAGUUCCACUUACUGCUGUUUCCUCUCCAUCAUCACGUGAUGUUCUUUCACAAGUAAGUACUACCAAAGGAAGUGAUGCACCACCUAAACCUGCACUAACAACGUGUCUUGAACACGUUGCUAGUGGAAGCUGUACCGAUGAAAUCGACUCUCAAACUGUCACAAGGCACAAUACAGACUUGGUUGGCAAGAGGUUCCGAUCCCGUUCUACUGAAUCAACUUUUGUCCGAAAGCCAUUGCUAGAGUCUAUGAACGAUGGGUUGAGAGCUGUAUCAUUAGAAGAUGUAAACAUUAGUUCAGAAAAGUUAGGCAAGUGCCAGAGAUUAUCUGAUACUCACUUGAUCAGGCUUUUAGUACCAGGGUUACUGGAAACAACAAAGCAGCAUGAGCCACUAUGCAAAAUGUCGUCGCCGGAUCACGACCAUAGUGAUAAAGGUCUAAGCGACGAAGGGGAAGGCUGUCGUGACCCUUAUGAAGUUCUUUCUGGGAAGCCGGCGGACACACCCGCCUCAAGUUUUACGAGACCCAAACGAGUACCGAAUUAUGAUAAGUUUAUAACACCAGCUUCACGGGUUAAUUGUUCUGCUUUCCACCCAUCGACCCUUGCACCUUCACAUUGUAGGGACUGCUAUGCGGCUCAUCAUCGCGCCUGCUCAGAAAGGAAUAGUGCCAUUACAGCGCGUGUGUUCAAUAAUCCCAAACAAUGUGCCAGGAAGGUGGAGAGCAUAUGGGUCACUCCCGAGGGCACUUCAACGUGUGUGACAUCGUCGUCACUCAUUCAAUAUAGGGAUGCUUCAGUACAUAUGGAACCAUUUCAAACGUGGCCCUUUCCAGCUCUCUUUAAGUCAUUAUCUUCACCCUUUCAAAGUCCCUUAGAUGAGCCCCUCGUCAUGAACACUAGUGGCGAUGCACUCGAGGCUUUCACUGUCGACAGGGGAGGCUAUACAAUGGGGAAAGAGGAUAGAGAUUUAAGCUUAGACAUCCUAAAUAACUCAUCUCGGGUCAAGCUUCAACCAGACUACACCUGCAUGGAUGAUCCAUUAGGUUCUUUUUCUCCUCGAUUAGAAGCUACGUGCAACAAAUGGUCACGGCUGUCUCGAAUUCACAACGACUUUGCUAUGACAAAUCGCCGCUGUGGCGAGGAGACUCGGGAUGCAAAUCUACAGUGGCUGCUUCGACCGAGUAGCAACAUACAGCGCCAAGGCCAUGACACAGGGUUGCUUAUUUCCGGUGCGAGGGAAAACGUUGAGUUUCUCCGCACGUGGGAAAUGAUUUACAGUACGUAUAUGCGGAAUUGUUCUACGCAUCUUGGCAGUUGCAAGAUAAUAAACUGCUGUGAGAAUUACAGUUCCUUCGAUAGCAGUAGAGUAUGCCAUCAAUCUGGGUUUGGUUCUGGCAACUUCCACCCAAAUAACUUUCAAAGGGCUAAUAGCUUUGACUCACAAAGGUAUGCUUGCUCUUUCAGCGUUCCCACCCCUUCCACAUCGGUGUCUGGCGCGCUUAGUCGCUCAACCGGGUAUUACAGCUUUGGAAAUCGCCUCAGUUUGUAUCAUCCAAAUUAUCAGAAGAUGGGGUUAAUUCCACAACACCUUGGCAGCUUUUCUCAUACAAAAACUCCCUCUCAUGGCUCUAGCGUACGUGGUGUAAAGGAAAAGCUCUAUACCAAUGUGAAGCUGCGGCAACACGAAAAAUCUCACAUGGUCAUGGAUCCUGUUGUCAUAGCAAGCAUUCAGCGACGACCGCUGUUGUUGGCAACUGUGUUUUUGCGCUACACAUGGGCACUUUUGAAUAAAUCAAGCCGCGAUAAUGGGGAUACAAAUGGUGAGGGUGGUGGUGGCAGCUCAGAAGCCCUUCUAUCAAAUGCGAGCGAUAUUGAUGAACUCUCGUGUACUCCCGAUGGUUAUACACAUGCUGACCAACUUCCUAAUGUGCUUUCCAAUAAUUAUAGUACUAACUUUACCCUCGGAGGAAAUAUCAACAAUAACCCAGCUUCAUCUUUAACUGACCCUAAUGGAAAUAUGGAGAAAAGUAUCAUGAAAAGCACUACGACGUUAAACACUCUGACACCAAAUUAUUCUCCAUUGGGGCAUGACUGUGAGCGCUCCAACGAGAAGAGCGUCAAUCUCAAUAAUAAUGCUGAAUCUAGGUUGUUUUGUCGUGAAGUAGUGGCUAGUUCAAGCGAUUCUAACCUUGGGGCUAUCUCAGCACAACGGCCUUUAUCCCGAGAUAGCUCACAGGACGUGCUUUGCUUCACGGGGUCCCCUUUUCAGGAGCAACGUCGCUCUUCAUUGACGCAGUUCAAGGAAAUUGUGCGUCAUCAGCAUUCUAUUGAUAACUUGGAACGCGAAGUGGAUAAUGAAUCGAACGAUCUGAUAGUGUAUGUUGGAACACGGUUGAUGGGAUGGCUCGAAGUGGUAGACCUAUUGGGCAGCGGCAGCUUUGGCCAGGUGUUUUUGUGCAUGGACCUGCGCGUUAGCAGUGGCCGUUUUGUUCACCCAAGCGAGAUAGGUGGGGAAGACUUCGCAUAUUGGAGCUGUAGCCAUGAAUAUAUUCCUUUGGGUGACUGCAACAUCCCACCUGCGAAUUCCCCGCUUGUGGCAGUCAAAGUAGUAAAAAGUAUUCCACUCUUCGAGCAGCAGUCUGUUUUGGAGGCAGAAAUGCUCGUUCUAAUUGGCGUGCAGACAGACGCAGUUGAUUCUCGCGAAGCAGCCUCUCCAAUGUCUCAGACACAGAACUCGGCUCUCCAUCCACCGCCGUCGGACCCGCGAUGUGCGUUUAUCGGCAAAAUCUUAGCUCACGGCGUUUGCUAUGGGCAUCAUUGCAUCGUGAUGGAACGCUACGGCGCAAAUCUCUAUGAAUACAUCCAAAGUCACGAGCACAGUGGCCUGCCCAUGUUCCAAAUCCGCACCAUCGCUAAGCAAUUACUGUCAGCUCUGACCCUUUUGCAUGAGAAUUGCCACAUUAUUCAUGCUGACAUCAAGCCAGAGAAUCUACUGCUCACUCUUGAGUCCUGCCAGGGCACGUACAGUAACAAUUAUAUGCAAACAAAUACUGCAAAAUUGAGGCGCAGUGUGUCACCUGCCUCUGCCGAAGGUCCGAACAGUGGGCAAGCUGCUGAUGAAUUUCCAGAAAAACACAAUGAUGUAGAGUCACAUUACGUUGACAGGGAAUUAACGGCAUCUAACGUAGAAGAACUUUCCACUUCCCUUACUAUUGCCAACUUAAAGGCAAAACCUAGCAGUGUCACAAUGCCUAGUAAAAGUUGCCUGGUUGCUGACUGCGUGGAUGCAAGCACGCGGUCGGAGCCGCUAACAGGACUGAGUCUUAAGCAGCGAGCAAAAACCCAAAGCACCGAGCAAAUGCACGUUGUGCCAAAAUCACAAUGCUUUCAGAAUCUAGAUCGUACUUCGUCUCAGGAACAACUGGCACCGGAUAGCGUUCAUAAGGCAGUAGGGCCACCGGUUAGUUCAUUACUGCGCCUGAAUUCCAUUGAGGCAUCUAUGCGUGGAUCCACCUCAUUAACUAUACCUCGACUGCACAUCAAGCUCAUUGACUUCAGCUCUAGUUGCUAUGAUGCGGGUCCUUUCUACACAUAUAUCCAGUCGCGUUACUACCGUGCUCCUGAGGUCAUUGUCAAUGCUGGCUACGGGCCCCCUAUCGAUUUGUGGUCGACGGGUUGUGUGUUAGCUGAGCUGCUCCUAGGCAUGCCGCUUCUUCCAGGGUGUAACAGCCAUCAUCAGUUGACUUUGAUAGAGGAUAUGCUGGGUCCUCUUCCCGCGUCUCUGCUUGAAUGUGGUGAUUCCACAGAUUUGUAUUAUAAUAAGCAAUGUAUUGAUGAUGCUGGUAUUCAGGAAGCCCUCCCUGGAAGUAGGCCACCCCAGGAUAAAUCUGGAACAACAGCAACUUUUCAGGCAUGGAAGGAGAAAAUAACGGAACACGUUGACAACUCUACACAUAACACCACUUUCAGCUACAAGUUGGUCAGCAAAGAUGAUUUUCUUACAAAAAACAACCUCCCUAUGGUGGAGUAUAAGCGCUACUUUACCUGCAAGACACUACAGGAGCUAGUGCGGCAAUGCCCUUUGCCUUUAGCGGAGAAACGUAUAGGUCACGGUUUGCAACCUUACGUGCCACCAGGCGAAUCAAGUGACAUUCCAUCAGAUGCAAAGCUCUCCGAGACGAUGUGUAAGGAGCUGAUGGCGCAACGUUUUCUGCUUUACGACUUGCUUCGUCAGUUACUAAACCCAGAUCCACAGAUGCGCCCAACUGCUGCACAGGCGCUUUCGCAUCCAUUUUUAUCUAGCGAAUUUACAUAUAUGCAACAGUUUGGUCUGGAGUAA